UAAUUAAGUAUAUCCUCUUCCAACCCAACUUCGGUCCAGGGCCUUCCACUUAUGACAACCAUAUCAUAACUCCAUCUUUACAAUUACUCCAACUGGUGCUACUAUACGUUUUCCACUAAAUCAUCAUCGAUCAAUAUGGCUGGAAGUUCUUCGUCCUACAAAAAAUACCAAACCCGUACCCGAAACCCGAACCCAAAAGCCUCAGUCUUAUUAGUCAUCGAUAUGCAAAACCAUUUUUCAUCAAUUGCCAAACAAAUAAUCCCAUCUAUCACUUUCACUAUCCAAACAUGCCGUGAAGCUUCAAUCCCAAUCAUCUUCACACGUCACUGCCACAAGUCUCAAGGUGAUCAUGGCAUGCUAGGAGAGUGGUGGAACGACUUGAUCAUCGAUGGCACGUACGAAUCAGAGCUGAUGAACGAUCUUGGACGACGAAAAGAGGACAUGAUCGUGGAGAAGCACACAUAUAGCGCGUUUAGAGGGACGGGUUUAGAGGAGCAACUUAAGGAGAUGGGAAUUGAGGAAGUGAUUAUAACGGGUGUGAUGACUAAUCUGUGUUGUGAAACGACGGCCAGGGAAGCAUUUGUCAGAGGGUUUCGUGUGUUUUUCUCGACGGAUGGGACUGCGACAUCGGAUGAGGCUUUGCAUGAAGCUACGUUGAUGAAUAUGGCUUAUGGGUUUGCUUAUUUGGUUGAUUCUAAUAGCCUUAAACAUGCUUUACCAUAGUAUGUUUGAUAAAAUUUGCUUUAAUUAGCCACACAAAACUAAUAUAGCUAUACGUAUGUGGUAAAAUUCACACAAUAAAUAGGUGUUAUGUGAAGCAGUAGUAAUAAAGUUGUUUGCAGAAAUAACCGUUUAGAUGUAUAUAUAAUGGUCUGUGAUUUAUGCAAUAAGUUUAUUUGGCAA
Messenger RNA from Erigeron canadensis, 903 nucleotides. Its product is annotated as nicotinamidase 2-like. Lineage: Eukaryota; Viridiplantae; Streptophyta; Magnoliopsida; Asterales; Asteraceae. The record is from RefSeq and is a predicted model, not a curated record. The transcript has a single exon. Bases 136 to 723 code for a protein of 195 amino acids.